Molecule: messenger RNA, 2094 nt
Organism: Eremothecium cymbalariae DBVPG#7215
Lineage: Eukaryota; Fungi; Ascomycota; Saccharomycetes; Saccharomycetales; Saccharomycetaceae
Exons: 1
Coding region: 1-2094 (697 amino acids)
Biological process (GO): long-chain fatty-acyl-CoA metabolic process; long-chain fatty acid metabolic process
Cellular component (GO): endoplasmic reticulum; plasma membrane; lipid droplet
Molecular function (GO): long-chain fatty acid-CoA ligase activity
Source: RefSeq, a predicted model, not a curated record
AUGAAGCAGUGUUCGGUUAUUGUUGGAGAGGCAGCAGGGCCUCAUGAGACGGCGCCUCGUAGGAAUGCGAAAUGCGCGGAUGGGGUUGUCGAUAGGCCGCUAGGUCUCAGAUGUUCUACUGUGUAUGAGUUCGCUUUGGAGUGUUUUGAGCGGGGCGGCAAGCGCAGAGCGAUUGGGUGGCGGGAUGUUUUGGAGGUGCAUGAAGAGACCAAGACGGUUACCAAGGUUGUUGAUGGUAAGGAGACGGAGGUGGAGAAGACAUGGUUGUAUUACGAGAUGAGUGGAUACAGUUAUAAUACGUAUGAGGAGUUGAUGGCGUUGAUGCACGAUUACGGACGUGGGUUGGUUAAGGUUGGGUUGAAGCCAGGUGGCGAGGAAAAGUUGCAUAUUUUUGCAGGGACUUCGCAUAAGUGGAUGAAGACGUUUUUGGCUGCGCAGUCGCAGGCUAUUCCUGUUGUUACGGCAUACGAUACGCUUGGUGAGAGUGGUUUGAUCCAUUCGAUUGCACAGACCAAUUCCAAGGCUAUUUUCACGGACAAUAUUUUGUUGGGCAAGCUGAUUAAUCCUGUUCAGAAGUUGGAAAAUGUGAAGUGUAUUAUCCAUUCGGAGAAGAUUGAUCCUAACGAUAAGAGGCAUAAUGGUAAGCUGUAUUCUGAGGCAGCUGAAGCGGUGAAGAAGUUGAAGGAGCUGAGACCGGACAUUGUGAUUUAUAGUAUGGACGAGGUCAUCACCCUUGGUAUAGAGUACAAGUCGGCUAUUGAUAUAUGUCGCCCUACUAAGGAGAGUAUCUCGUGUGUGAUGUACACAUCCGGGUCCACGGGAACUCCUAAGGGUGUCACCAUGACACAUGCUAAUAUUGUUGCAGGGGUCGGUGGUGUUGGUAUCAAUAUUUCUCGUUCUUUGAUUGGCCAUAACGAUACCGUCAUUGCGUUUUUACCCUUGGCGCAUAUCCUAGAGUUGGCGGUUGAGUUGCUCACGUUCUACUGGGGAGCCUUGCUGGGCUACGGUACUGUCAAGACGCUAACCGACAAUUCCGUGCGUAAUUGUCAGGGCGACAUGAAGGAAUUGAAACCUACCAUUAUGGUCGGCAUAGCUGCUGUUUGGGAGAGUGUCCGCAAGGGGAUUUUAACCCAGGUUGCUAAACAGCCGAAAAUUAAACAGAAGGUGUUUUGGAUGGCAUACCGUACCAAGUUGCAUUUGAAUAAGAUGCACAUCCCCGGUGGAGAUUUUUUGGGUGAUCUAUUCUUUAAAAAGGUCAGGGAAGCUACCGGGGGUAAAUUGCGUUACAUCUUGAAUGGUGGUUCUUCUAUAUCUAAAGACACGCAGAUUUUUAUUUCCAACCUAAUUUGCCCUAUGUUGCUCGGUUAUGGUUUGACUGAGACCGUUGCUAACGCGGCUAUCAUGCCUCCCGAACACUUUAAAAUCGGGACUGUUGGUGACAUAACUGGUUCUAUCACCAUGAAGUUAGUAGACGUAGAAGAACUCGGAUACUUUGCCAAAAAUAACCAAGGUGAGGUUUGGAUUAAAGGCGGGCCUGUGUUGAAAGAAUAUUAUGAUAACGAAGAGGAGACAAAGGCUGUCUUAGAAGAUGGCUGGUUUAAAACAGGUGAUAUCGGCGAAUGGACUGAAAAGGGUCAGUUGCGCUUGAUAGACCGUAAAAAGAAUUUGGUCAAGACUCUAAACGGUGAGUAUAUUGCCUUGGAAAAGUUGGAAAGUGUAUACAGAUCCAACAGAUAUGUGGGAAAUAUCUGUAUCUACGCUGAUCAACAUAUGGUUAAGCCAGUGGCGAUCGUCGUUCCAGCUGUCCCAGAAGUUACUAAACUUGCUAUCAAAAUGAACCUGAUCGAAGAUGAAGCUGAACUCAGAAAUGUUUACGGGAACAAAAAGCUAAAGAACGCCAUAUUGCAAGAUAUGCACAAGACUGCCAAGUCACAGGGCUUGGCCGGUAUAGAGAUGAUCCUGGGUUUCAUCUUUGUUGACGAAGAGUGGACCCCACAAAAUGGCCUACUUACAGCUGCUCAAAAGUUGCAAAGAAGGAAGAUUUUGGCAUUAGUGAAGGACCAAGUCGACGAAUUAUAUGCUAACAACGGUUAA